AUGAGGCUCCAGUGCUCUCUGUUUGUUCACGUCUGCCUAGCUCUUGCACUCUUCUUAUCAAACUGCCUAGUUACUGGAACAUCCUCUGGCUCUGCCUUAUGGCUCAACUAUAAGUCCCCUCCUCCUCCAUUUCACUACAAACAUAGAACACCACCGCCACCACCUCCAAAACCAUAUUAUAAGCCGCCGCCACCACCACAUCGUAAAUGCCAUCAUAAAUCCCCGACACCUCCUUUAUACACUUACAAGUCACCACCGCCGCCUCCAAUGUUCAACUAUAUAUCCCCACCACCACCACCUCACCAUGUUUACGAGUACAAAUCGCCACCACCUCCUCCGCAGCCAAAGCCCCACCACCACCACAACCAUAAAUGGGGUCCGUACCCAUAUGCAAGUUACCAGUCACCUCCACCGCCGCUAACACACCAAGAGUAUCCUAUUUAUCAUUACAGCUCCCCACCACCUCCGGGGUUGUACUGA
Pistacia vera is the source of this 480-nucleotide messenger RNA. Its product is annotated as extensin-like. Bases 1 to 480 code for a protein of 159 amino acids. The transcript has a single exon. Lineage: Eukaryota; Viridiplantae; Streptophyta; Magnoliopsida; Sapindales; Anacardiaceae. The record is from RefSeq and is a predicted model, not a curated record.